Betta splendens (Siamese fighting fish) is the source of this 7453-nucleotide messenger RNA. It is a transcript of the gene shc3, whose product is annotated as SHC (Src homology 2 domain containing) transforming protein 3. The transcript has 13 exons. Gene Ontology annotation, cellular component: plasma membrane. Lineage: Eukaryota; Metazoa; Chordata; Actinopteri; Anabantiformes; Osphronemidae. Gene Ontology annotation, biological process: intracellular signal transduction; cell surface receptor protein tyrosine kinase signaling pathway. Gene Ontology annotation, molecular function: receptor tyrosine kinase binding. The coding region runs from base 2917 to 4968 and encodes 683 amino acids. The record is from RefSeq and is a predicted model, not a curated record.
AACAGAAGGGACUGAAUUGCAAAUAAAAAUAAACAUAAAUACAAAUCUUGAAUCAGGCAUUUUAUAUUGUAAUAUUGUGCAGAUAAUGGGACAAUGUCACUCUUUGGAUAGAGAUCUUCUGAGGAGCAGAAUAAAUGUUUUAAGUAGAACAGCAAUGUCCAGAGUGAGUGGGGUGGCAUUAAUUAUCCCCCAGUACCCGGUUCGUGUAUCAUAUAAUGGAUCAAUCCUUGGGACUGCUAAAUGCCCAGUUGCCUCCACUCAUCUUCGAAAAUCAGGCGUGAGUUUAAAACAUAUUUGGAAAAAAGAACCGCUUAUCAGAAUGCAACGCUAACCGUGACCAUGUGAAUAUAAACGCUCAUGUGUCACUGAAUGGCUUGCUAAGAGUAAAUAACAGUCACGAGUGGUCAGAUCCUAUUUCCACGUUACUUAACGGUGUCCGUACAGAGAAGCGUUGUUUUUUGUUUUUACUACUUCUUCGUUGUCUCAUUGAGAUGCGCCAAAACAGAACGGGCUCAGUGCUGCCCCCAAAGGCCGAACAGCAGAAGACACCCGCUGCUAGCAAGCAGUUAGCGAUGCGGCUGCUGACGGGACAGCCGCAUUAAAGAGCGUAUUUUGCAUUUAUUGAGCAAAUAAUAAAAAAGAUGAGAUUAAUGUUAAAUUGUAAUUAAAAUAUAAACAAGGGUAAGCGGGAAGACAAUUGAUUGUUCAUUUUAUCAAAAACAACGUUUGGUUUAAUAGCUUACCGAUUCGUACUAGUGUAAUAUUAAUGCUACAUUUUUUGCCUGUACUCAUAGCAGUCGUCUCUCUAUCUGCCCGAGUAAUAUAUUUGAUUGCGAGACAUAUUUCCUGAUUAUUAUGAUUAUUAUUAACUAACGUUAACCUUUAAACGGGGCAUCACUACUCACUUUUAACUUGCACGAGCAAUGAUUGACCGCCUUAUGUCACGUGACCAGAAAAUAGGCCACAAAAACAGGGCAUUGAAGAGAAAACAAAAUGUACACCUGCAUUGGAAAUGGUCUCUUCCACUAUUCUGCAAGCCUCCCCUGAAUGAGUCAUCCAGGCGGCUCCUCAUUGGAUAAGACCAUGCCAUCCCUAGGGAUUGCCUUGCAGAGGCAGAAAGGCCUUGCUUCCAUUCACAGAAACAUUGGUAUGCCAGCCUGCUAUUUCAUUCACAUAAAAGGCUAAAUAUUGCAUGCUUUUUUGUCCUUCGCUCUUUUUCUCCUUUGCCUUUUUCCCUCCUCUUUUGAUUUGCGAGGGCUUGUCUUCUCUUCCCUGCUUUUGUUUUUGCCUUUGUUUCUGAGGAGAGGAGGCAGACGUGCUGUCUUUUUUUUCUAUAUUUGCCAGGCAGGAAAGAGAGAUGUUGGGAGGGACUGCAGUGCGAAAUCCGCAGCAGAAUGAGAGCGGAAGCUGCUUAUGAAUGAGUGUCACUCUUUCGGCUUUGGUAGAUGCUCCUGAGGACAUUUUACAUGAAUGGUGCCUGGCUGUGUGCUUUCUGCUACCAGGGAGACAAAGAUGCUUCAUUGCUGCUGGUUUAAGGAGACUCUUGGGCUUUUUCUUUCACCCUUUCGGUUGUGUCAUUGAUUCACCUGCCUGAGAAUCAUGUCGUUCGUACAGUUUGUUUUUAAUCUCGGAAAAUUUCAGUAUCUUUUUGCAGAAUGUGGAUGAUUUAGCAUCACAUUCGACACAUUGUGACAAAAUAGUGUUAUUUUAAAAAGUCAUUAACUUCUGCGUCAGUAGCUGAUUAUAAAUAUUUUGGCUCAAAGAAAACAAGUGUAGUGUGUAACUGUAGGAUUUGACCAACCUCAGAUUUAGAAUUUGCAGCUAUUUUAAAUUAACAUGGAUAUUAAUGAAACAUAUUUCCAGUUAUUUUAAAGUUGUACUUUAGCGUGAUUUAUGGAUUCUUGUCGUACACUGUCUGAGGAUAAUGACACAUUUAUUAGUUUUAUUUUUAAUCAGAGAAAUGUGCUUUGUAGCAGGUACUAUGAAUGUAUCUUUCAGUUAAAUGGAUGCUAGUUUUUGCCUAUAUUUAAUUUAUUAAAAUGUCUAUGCUUAGAUCUACCGUCCUUGUAUUAUGAAUUUUAUUGACUUGUAAAUUUAAGACAUAACAGGUGAGAACACAAAUUUGAACAGAUUAUUAUAUAUAUAUUUUUUUGUAGUUAAGUAGGUAAUCUCUCUUUCUUCAUUUCCGUUUCUCGGAAAAACAAAUGAGAGAAAAAGACGACUAACAGACCAAAUUUCAGACUGGGGAAUUUAAAAAUUGAUUGGUCCUAGUGUGCUGUAAGUGGGAGGUUUUUUUCUCCCUGCAACAGGAAGUGAUUUGCAGUGUUCAGCAAGCCUUUUGUUGAGAAGGUUUUCUCAGAUCAGUGAGUCAUGCUUUAGCUCUGAGCUGGCAGGCAGGCAGGCAGGCAGGCAGCAGUCAGUAGAGAGUAUUUGCUUUUCCCUCGCAGUGUCCGUGAUCAUCGGCAACGUAGACCUCUCUCUCUGUUCUUGUACUUUUUGGGAUUUUCUGAGGCAGAAAUCGGCGGCAUCACCACUGGACACCAAACCAGCCAGACCACAACACUGGCAGCCUUUUUUUUCUUCCUUCCAUCCUCUGCGCCCCGUGCUUCAGUUGUGGGUGUCCAUGGAUUGUAUCUGUGUGUUGCUCUCUGAAGGACUGGAUUGUGGCUCUGGAUUUGACUGAGCGACGGCAACGGCGGCGGCGGCGGCUCCACACCAACAGCACCGCUGUAACCUCAAUACAGAAAAUUACAGUCAGGUGGCCUGUGAUUUCUGAACGACAUUCGCUGCCUCUGCUGCUGCUGCUAUGUUACAAAAGAGGGUAAUCAGUACAGCUCAGCCACGUCUGCCAGCACACUUGUGAAGGAGGCAGGCUGUGCGCGUCAGUUGGUGGAGGGAGGCAAGAGAGAGAAGGGUAUGCUUCACCGUACCAAAUACAACCGCUUCAGGAAUGAGUCAGUGACAUCCGUCGAUGAGCUUCUCCACGGCCUGUCCAUGAACCCCAAGGUCUCGGCCUCCCCGCAUUCUGCAGCCGAGACGUCAUACGCGGCCCCGACUGAGGUCCAGUCCUCCUCGACCACCGGUUCCAGCACCCCAACCAGCCACGGCUCCGAGCACCUCGAAGAUGGAGGCACCACCCUCUGCACCCUCAUCAACAAGGUGUCCGGCCUGAAAUUCAGCAACUCGGGCAGCUUGCUGGGCAUCAAGGGUCUGCCCUCGGCCGUCAAGGACCUGGCUGUGUCAAAGCUGCAGGGGGGCGGGGGCUCGGGCUCGGGCAGCGCCGGCAGCCCCAGCCCCGGCGCGGCGGCGGCGGCAGCGGCCGCCUCCGGCGUGGGCGGCUCUCUGUGCAGCCUGGCCUCUCACUCGGCGCCCUGCUCGCAGCUGGAGCCGGCCGGCAACAUGAGCAAGAAGAGCCGCCUGGACGAGCCGCAGCCCGGCGGAGACGCCUGGAAUCCAGGCGGCAGCGGCGGACUGGUGAACAAACCCCCCAGAGGAUGGCUGCACUCCAAUGAGAAGAUCUCUGGCCCGGGAGUCACAUACAUCGUGAAGUAUCUGGGUUGUAUAGAAGUCCUUCGCUCCAUGAGAUCCCUGGAUUUCACCACAAGGUCACAAAUAACGAGAGAAGCCAUCAGCCUGGUGUGUGAGGCUGUUCCAGGGACCAAGGGAGCUCUGCGAAAGAGAAAGUCGAAAGACGUGUUACAUCUGCGUGUGUGCCCGCCUCAGCCACCGUCCAAAGCGCUGUCCAGUAUCCUCGGCAAGAGCAACCUGCAGUUCGCUGGCAUGUCCAUCAACCUGAAUAUCUCCACGAGCAGCCUCAACCUGAUGACGCCCGACUGCAAGCAGAUCAUAGCCAACCAUCAUAUGCAGUCCAUCUCCUUCGCAUCAGGUGGAGACCCGGAUACGACCGAUUAUGUUGCCUACGUAGCAAAGGACCCUGUGAACAGAAGAGCAUGUCACAUCCUGGAGUGCUCCGAUGGUCUGGCCCAGGACGUCAUCAGUACCAUAGGCCAGGCCUUCGACCUCCGCUUCCAGCAGUACCUGCAGUGUCCCUCCACUAAGAUGCCAUCUACACAUGACAGGGUGUUAAACAUGGAGGAGCUGCCGUGGACAGAGGAGGAGGAGGAGUCAGCAGAGCAUCCCUACUAUAACAACAUCCCUGGCAAGAUGCCGCCUCCCGGAGGCUUCAUCGACACGCGGCUGACCAAUCAGAAUGCAGCACCUGAUGGAUGCCAGGUCGGGUCGGGCUCAGUAGAUCAGACGUAUUACCAAGGACGCCACUGUGGAGACAACUGGGGGGAUGAAAGAAAGGCCAUAUUCAUACAACAGGGGUCGUUUGAUAUCAGCACUCUGCCUGAGAUGAAAGGUCAGGCGUCAAAAACCGCGGAGCUGCCCACGUACGUGAACACGCAGCAGAUUGACGCCCAGGUGCUGGCGGCGCUUCAGGCAGAGGCAGAUCAUGUGACUAAAGACAUGGCGGCUGCAGCCAAAGACAGUCCACCGAAGGACCUGUUUGACAUGAAGCCCUUUGAGGACGCCAUCCAUUCCCAGUCCCAUCCGCUGGCCAAAGGACAAGCCCACGUGUCGAGUCUCCACAAGGCGGCGUCUGUGGACAGCUCCAGCCCCCUCCUCGUGCGCUCGCUGGCCCUCCGGGCCCAGGAGGAGCUGGAGGGCCAGGCGUGGUACCACGGCAAAAUGAGCCGGCGCGACGCUGAGAAGCUGCUGAAGGACGACGGGAACUUCUUGGUGCGCAAGAGCACCACCAACCCAGGGUCCUACGUUCUGACGGGCAUGCACAACGGGCUUGCCAAACACUUACUGCUGGUGGAUCCCGAGGGCACGGUACGGACGAAGGACCAUAUAUUUGACAGCAUCAGCCACCUCAUUGGCCAUUACCGUGACAACAAUCUGCCAAUUGUGUCCGCCGGGAGUGAACUGUGUCUCCUGCAGCCAGUUGGGAGAAAACAGUGAUGACCGCAAUGGCUGAUGGGAAAUCCCCAAGCUCUGAACAGUCUCUCUUAGCAUCCUGGAACUUGAAGAAGAAACACGAAGAGAAGAUGUUUAAAGGCUCAAUGCACUGGAGACACUGGAAGGCGCAAGAUUUGUUUAAGCUAAAAAAAUGAUUUAUAGAACUUUUAUUUUGUUGUGAUGACUGAAAUGAUAUAUUUUUGCGAAGACAUAGGUGCAUUUGGACAUACCAUCUUGAUUUGGUGUAUUAAAAGAUAAAGACAAUUGUUCUUGUAGUUUAGAUGAAGUGCAGAUCAAACCUCAGAGGGGUUAACAAGAGUAUUUUAGAAUAAAAACCGAAAAGAUUUUAGUUUUGUCUGUCAAGCACAACCCAUUUCUACAGGAACUGUCGAGGUCGAGGAAGGAGAACAGUUUGCGAGAACAAACGCUGUUCCUCGUGAGUUCAAGGGGAAAAUGUCUCGGUUUGUCAGUUUAAGAAAUCUGCUUUUAUUGGGGAUCGGGACCGGAUGCGUUUUGCUUUGCAGUGUGUCGGGAUGCAGACAUCCUCCAUCGUGCUGUCAGUGGCUUUAAAGGUGAUCUUUUGGUUGAGUCCCUGCAGUUGCCUGACUCAAACUGGCCAUUGCUCGUAGACCUUGACACCACUUUCUUUAAACGAGGUGCUUGUGUAUGCUGACACUGUAAGAUAUUUAUGCUUUUCAACCGGCGAUUCUGAAUUGGUUCCCUCCUUUUAGGUGUGUAGUCAGCCAUUAGUUUCGGGGCUUGAGUCGCGCAAUGGAUAUUCUCACGUUCGUAACGGAUUUAUCUCCUUCAUUUGUGAACUUUGACGAGUUAUUAUUUGAGCGACCAUGAAUGAAGAGCACAACCAGGAAGUAUCAGUGGUACGAUGACAACUAACCAGUGUGGUCACAUGUAACACGUUCACCUUAAAGACCAAGCUCACGCUUGGUGUAAGACCACCUUCACCCACUGCUGUUAUUUCUUAGUGCGUGGACAUCUAAUAGGAAGAUCCAUUAGAUGUCGUCACAUGACCUGUUUACCUGUCAGUCACACACUUAAAUUCCCCUCUGAUCUCUUAUCAGUAGCAGGACACUGCAGUACUUGCUUGUGUACUGCUUUAAAUACAACACAACAGGGAUAAUGUGACCCAACAAACCAUUUUUGCUUGACAGGUCACAGCUAAUUCGCAUUUUGCAUCGUGGCUGUUCCUCAGAACAGCUCACUGUAUUUAGGUUUGACCGGCUGCUCGGAACAGCCAAUCCGCUGACGGACUCUUUCAAAUGCUCUCAUCCUCACUAUUGUCAGAACUCUGAUGGAUACCAAAUGAAUGGGGCAUUGUAUUCGAUAUGCACUGGACCACUUCAGUUGAACCAAAAUCAGCAUGUGUUCAAUGAGUUUGACAAGACAGAUGCAAUGUAAUAUAUCGUGCCUGUAUUUUGCUGCAAGAGGGAGUGUACAGUACACACAUCACAACACUGCGUAGUGCUGGGAUCAUUAUAAAGAUAUCCUUACCAUCAUGGUUGAACCAGUAAAGGGUUUCCUUUUAUUCCUUGUGUCCCACAUGGUUCCUUUAGAAGAGAGUUUCUGGGAGAGAGGUCAGAAGAAAGGUUGCAGGAAUCGUUCUUGCCUGAUGUUCCCCACGAGCUUUUACUUUUUCUGGUUAUUUGACAUAAUUUCAUCAAAUCUGAUAUCUUGGGAGAAGAAUUAAAUUUCUAUGAAGCGCUAUGCGUAAUGUGGCGAAUUUUGAGAUCGGUGUUUGUCUCAAAAAACAACAAAAAAAGCUCAUUUGUACGAUUGUCUUGGCAAAGCGUGUCCAACAGAGCGUAGACUGAGCGUAGAUCGUCAGAAAGGCUGUAUAUACAGUGUGUAUAUAUAUAUAUUUAUGUAUAGUAUAUACAGUCUACGCUCUGUAGACUGUAUAUACUGUCUACACUGUAUAUACAGCCUUUCUGACGAUUACCAGUAAAGUAACGCCAACGAGCAUGCUGGGAACUCAAACGAGAACACGGCUUCUUUCCCAAUUUCUGUUGAUGAAAAUGUGCCUUUUAUUUGUCGUUUUUAUUUCUCGUUCUCUCUCUCUCUCUCUCUCUCUUCAAAGUGCAAUAGCGGAUCUUCAGUUGGGUGUGCCUGUACACUAGAGGUCGUGUUUCGCCCUGCUGUGCGUAGCUGCUUGAGACCAUGCUCUCUCUCUCUCUCUCUCUCUCUCUCUCUCUCUCUCUCUCUCUCUCUCUCUCUCUCUCUCUCUCUCUCUUUCUCUCUCUUUCUCUCUCUCGCCCUCCCUCUCUAAUAUAUAUAUUAAAUGUAUCAUUUCCAGAUUCUGAGUAUAAAUCUUUGAGAGGGAAUCGCACAGAAUCUCACUAUUUUGGAACAGUUAUAGGGGAAAAAAGGAAAUAAAAACACAAGUCCAAACGAUGUUUACAGAUUUGAUCUUUCGGUUGUUUGGGUUUAUCACUAUUCUGUAUGACUGUUGGCAAUAAAAACGUGAAUGUGC